Messenger RNA from Diachasmimorpha longicaudata, 801 nucleotides. It is a transcript of the gene CPR17, whose product is annotated as pupal cuticle protein-like. The coding region runs from base 16 to 747 and encodes 243 amino acids. The transcript is spliced from 2 exons. Gene Ontology annotation, molecular function: structural constituent of chitin-based larval cuticle. Gene Ontology annotation, cellular component: chitin-based extracellular matrix. The record is from RefSeq and is a predicted model, not a curated record. Lineage: Eukaryota; Metazoa; Arthropoda; Insecta; Hymenoptera; Braconidae.
AGCCGAAAUAGAUAGAUGUACUUUCCCGGGUUAUGUAAAAGCCUAGAGUCUGGAGCGGUUGGCGCAGGUAUAAAGGUCGGCUGUACCCUCGACGGCCUAAGAGUUGCUCGCGAACUUCACUCCGACAACCAUCGCAGUGAUAUUUUAUAUGGGCCAGCUGUGUUGCACUUUCUCGAGGCAUUAACAUUAAAAAAAUAUAUAUUUAUCGUGUAUCAGUGGAACAAGCGGCCACCAGUUGCAGCUCAAUUCGGCAUCACGAUGAGGACAAUAAUUAUUGCGGUGGCUGUCGUGGGGAUCGUCAGUGGCCAGGAUCUUUAUUUUCGCGAACCCGAAAAAUUGAAAAGCGAGUCGAAGAAUUUCGGCGACACACUCGGUACUUAUGCAGUCGCUUAUGAGACCGAGGGUGGAAUUUUGCAGCAGGAAAUUGGAUCGCGAAAAUACGCUGGCACCCCUGAUGAGGCACAACUGAUCCAGGGAUCAGUUCAGUACAAUGCCCCCGAUGGAACCCCAAUUUCCCUAAGUUGGACCGCUGACGAAUAUGGAACGCAAGUGUCCGGUUCCCAUUUGCCAACUUCACCCCCUAUUCCACCGGCGAUUCAGAGAGCACUCGAUUGGAUUAGCAAACAGCCAACCACUGAGGAACCUGAUUAUGAUAAUGGAGAAGGACGUCCAGCUCAGGUCAAAGCGAGUGCACCCAAAGCGAUAGCUUCCAAGGAUCCCAAGUUCAGAAGUCAAAAGAAGUUCUAAUUUAUUUUUCCAUUUUUUAUAUUUUUGUAAUUUAAUAAAUGUGCGCUGGAGUUA